Raphanus sativus (radish) is the source of this 1232-nucleotide messenger RNA. Its product is annotated as cold shock protein 1-like. Gene Ontology annotation, molecular function: zinc ion binding; nucleic acid binding. Lineage: Eukaryota; Viridiplantae; Streptophyta; Magnoliopsida; Brassicales; Brassicaceae. Bases 192 to 989 code for a protein of 265 amino acids. The transcript has a single exon. The record is from RefSeq and is a predicted model, not a curated record.
UGGCAGAGUUUCCCAAAUUCCCCACUCCCGAAGAAUCCUCCACUCACAUCUGUGUAGUCAAAUUAGGGUUUGAGUACAUCUCCCACUAAUUAGGGUUAAUCUCCAUCAACUCCUACCUCUCUAUAUAUACACAAACACGCCGACGGUUUUCUCAACCAACAAACCCUAAUCACUCAAAAAUCUUCAAUCCGAUGGCGUCAGAGGAUCAAUCGGCGGCGAGAUCUACCGGGAAGGUGAACUGGUUCAACGACUCCAAGGGAUACGGUUUCAUCACCCCCGACGGCGGCGGAGAAGAGCUUUUCGUUCACCAAUCCUCCAUCGUCUCCGACGGUUACAGGAGCCUAGCCAUCGACGAUUUGGUCGAGUUCUCCGUCGUAGAGGGAACCGACGGGAAGACCAAAGCCGUCGACGUCACUGCUCCCGGCGGUGCUCCUCUCCGUAAAAAGGAGACCAGCUCUCGCGGCGGCGGUGUUGUCAGGCGCGGCGGAGGAGGAAGUUGUUAUAACUGCGGCGAGGCUGGUCAUCUUGCUAAGGAUUGCCGUGAUGAAGACGGCGGUGAGCGUGAAGCGUCUUGUUACAGUUGUGGUGAGUCUGGUCACUUGGCUAGGGAUUGCGUUCAGAAAUCCAGCGGCGGCGGUGAACGUGGAGGAGCCUCCGGUGGUGGUGGAGGUGGGUGCUACACUUGCGGUGAAGCUGGUCACUUUGCUAGGGAUUGCGUUCAGAAAGGAACCGGCGGUGAACGUGGAAGCGGCGGCGGUGGUGGUGGUACUUGUUACACGUGUGGUGGAGUCGGACACAUGGCUAGAGAUUGUGCGACGAAGAGACAGUCUGGAGCUUGUUACGAGUGUGGGGGUACUGGUCACUUGGCUCGUGAUUGUGACAGGAGAGGAAGUGGUGGAGGAGGCGGUAGAAACGCAGGUGGAGGUGGUGGAGAGUGUUACAAGUGUGGUGAAAGAGGUCACUUUGCGAGGGAAUGUUCUGUUGCUUGAUUUACUCUCUAAUCAACAAAAGGAUGGAGAUGGAUUUGAGUAAUGUAUAAGUUUUUAUAUUACUCUUCGUCUUCGUUUCUAAUAUUUUGCUUGUCGGAAUGAUGAAUUUGCUUGGUCCUUUUAAUGUUUUUUUUUGUUUUAUUAUUAUACAAAAAGGGUUUAAAUCCUUUUUCUUUGUGGUAAUAACUAUGUAAGUUUAACUGGAUUUGGUUUCUGAUAUGGAUACUGUACUUUUGCUUUUCU